UAUAACCUGUCUGCAUUGCAAGGUAUGGAAUGAUGUCUGGUCCUGUUACUGUAGCUAUAAAACAUUGUUCCUUUGUCAGCUUCUCUUGUUUUCUCUAAUGACAUUAAUAAGAGAAAAAAUCAGUCACUAAAUUAAGAUACACUGCGGUUUUAGACCACACAGUACAGUUAGCAGGAAGAGGAACUGCUUGAGCUGCUACAGACACAGUGACAACUUCUCAGAGAAGCAGGACGCAAGAAAACUCUCACAUUUUAUUCAACAUCAGAACAAAUCUAACAUGAGCUGCUUUUUCAUUUUUAUUCUCUUCACUUCCAGUGUUGGCAGUCAGGCAUGGAGGCAGUUUAGUUUUAAAACUGGAGCAUCUGUCACCAUCCCGUGUCGUUAUGAUAGGACAUAUAUACAACAUAAGAAAUACUGGUGCUUUGACGCUUCUGCAGCAUACGAUUACUGCAAAAUUCAGGCGUAUGCCAAUGAGACACAGGGGAAAGUGACAGUGACUGAUAACCCAGCUGAGAGUCUCUUUACUGUGACUAUGAAUAAUCUCCAGACAGAAAACACUGGAACGUACUGGUGUGUUGUAGAGAUAGGUGGAAUAUUCUAUCCAGAUGUUAAAGAACAACUUCAUAUCACAGUGAAAUCAGAUCCUGAUCUGUCUGUGAUGGAGAGCAGAGUGAGUGGUGAGGAAGGAGGCAGCGUCACAGUCCAGUGUAACUACUGCACUGAGUAUCGGAAUAAACAGAAGCAGUGGUGCAGAUUUAUAGACAGCCGCUGCAACAAUAUGGGGAGGACUGCCACAUCCCAUAAUUCAGCAGUGCGGGUCAGUGAUGAUGGGAGAGGAUCCUUCAGUGUGCAGAUGAGUGGACUGAAGAAGAGUGAUGCUGGCUGGUACUGGUGCAGUGCAGGAGAUCUGCAGGUUCCUGUUCACAUCAGUGUCGGUGAUCCACCUCCAGAUCCUGAUCUGUCUGUGAUGGAGAGCAGAGUGAGUGGUGAGGAAGGAGGCAGCGUCACAGUCCAGUGUCUCUACAGCGCUGCGUAUCAGAAUAAACAGAAGCAGUGGUGCAGAUUUAUAGACAGCCGCUGCAACAAUAUGGGGAGGACUGCCACAUCCCAGAAUUCAGCAGUGCAGGUCAGUGAUGAUGGGAGAAGAUCCUUCAGUGUGCAGAUGAGUGGACUGAAGAAGAGUGAUGCUGGCUGGUACUGGUGCAGUGCAGGAGAUCUGCAGGUUCCUGUUCACAUCAGUGUCGGUGAUCCACCUCCAGGUAUUAUCACAUACACUGACCUCUACUUUAACAAAUGAAAAUCACACUGAUUAUUUUUCUUUUUCUUAGUUGUGACUACAGGACUGACUACAACCACUCACCAUGUCAGUACUUACACGUAAGUAGGAAAGCUCCAUUUUAUUUAG
Messenger RNA from Ictalurus punctatus (channel catfish), 1405 nucleotides. Its product is annotated as polymeric immunoglobulin receptor. Lineage: Eukaryota; Metazoa; Chordata; Actinopteri; Siluriformes; Ictaluridae. The transcript is spliced from 4 exons. The record is from RefSeq and is a predicted model, not a curated record. The coding region runs from base 278 to 1297 and encodes 339 amino acids.